Molecule: messenger RNA, 1551 nt
Organism: Lactuca sativa (garden lettuce)
Lineage: Eukaryota; Viridiplantae; Streptophyta; Magnoliopsida; Asterales; Asteraceae
Product: lysM domain-containing GPI-anchored protein 1
Source: RefSeq, a predicted model, not a curated record
UUUUUUCUACACCACUUUCUUCACUACCUCAAACCCCACUCUUCUCUGCAACUUUGAUGAACUCAAAUCUCUAAAACCCUAAUUUCCCUCCCCAAAAUGCCUUUGGGAAAACCCACCACCGCCAGUUUCGUCGUCGUCGCCACCGUCCUCCUACUCCUCUUCAAUGCCGCCGUCGUAACCCCCAAGUCAACAAUCGAACCCUGCUCAAACAACGACUCAUGUAACGCCCUACUCGGCUACACCCUAUACACCGACCUCAAAGUCUCAGAACUUGCCGCCCUUUUUCAAAUCGACCCGAUUGUUCUCCUCUCUGCUAACUCCAUAGACAUCUCCUACCCCGACGUCGAAUCCCACAUCUUACCCUCUCAACUAUUCCUCAAAAUCCCCAUCAUCUGCUCUUGCGUCGACGGCAUUCGUAAAUCUGUAGCUACACAUUACAAAACUCGUCCUUCUGAUACCUUGUCGAACAUCGCUGACGCUGUGUACGGCGGACUUGUCUCGGCUGACCAGAUUAAGGAGGCUAAUUCCAUAUCGGAUCCUUCUGUGCUUGAUGUAGGGCAGAAUCUUGUUGUGCCUUUGCCUUGUACGUGUUUUAAUGGAACCGAUAACUUUUUGCCUGCGAUUUACAUGUCGUAUGUGGUGAGACCGGUGGAUACAUUGGCGGGGAUCGCGGCGAGGUAUAAGACGACCACGACGGAUCUGAUGGGUGUUAAUGCUUUGGGUAAUGCAGCCAUUGAAGAUGGCGAUAUUCUUGCUAUUCCUUUACCAGCUUGUGCAUCAAACUUUCCAAGAUCUGCAUCAGACUAUGCAUUAUCUGUACCCAAUGGAGGCUAUGCAAUCACAGCAGAUCAUUGUGUGGAAUGUAGUUGCACAGCAGGAAGCAGAUUAUAUUGUCAACCAGCUUCAUUAUCAGUUUCUUGUUCAAGUAUGCAAUGUAAAAGCAGUAACCUAAUGCUUGGAAAUGUCACUGUUCAACAAAGUAGUGCUGGAUGCAAUGUCACUUCUUGUGGUUAUGGUGGAUUUGUUAAUGGAACUAUAAUCACAACGUUGUCGAGUUCUCUUCAACCACGAUGCCCAGGGCCACAGGUGGUGCCGCCAGUAACAGCACCACCUACGGUGGUUAGCCCAGACAUGGUAUUGGCUCCGGCCCCUUCACCCGGUCAACUCGGUGGGUCACCCAUGGCGGGUCUUCCCAGCUCGGUGGUGCCAUCAAGUGGGUCAAGUAUAGUCCUACCUCCAGCUGCAAAUGGUCCAAGUGGGUCAAGUAUCAAUGGAGCUUGCACCUUGGUCAACCCGUUGACCACUUCCUUCAUAUCCAUUGGUCUGGUUUUGUUUCUCAAGGUGGUGAAGGUCGUUCCAUUCUUGUAAUAUUUUGGGGGAUAUGAUCUUUGAAACAUGUGUUAUUGUUGUUGUUGUUGUAUAUUUAAGCUUGAUUUAUGCCCGAAAAAAAAAUGUGUACUUUUUACACGGGAUUCGGCUAAUUUUGUGGUAUGAGAUUAGGUGGGUUUUGGAACUUGACAUUUGAUGAAAUGAAUCUUGAUGAUUUGGGGA